CCCGCCCUCCUUAUUUAAAGAGUGGCGCGCCGCCGGAACCUCGGAGAGAUUCUUUCUGUUCGCUGUGGUGUCGCUCACUCAGCCCACGCCUCGGAUGGCCGAGCUCAGAAAGCCUACCUCCUCUUUAACGCCUCCUGAGGAAUCGGAUUCCCAACCACCCAGUAGCAAGCGGCUCUGUCUUGAGGAGCCUGGCGGUGUCUCUAAGGCGGGCUGGCGACUGCCUCUGGUGCCUCGCUUGUCUGAGGUGGAAAAAAUCUGGGAGUUGUCGCCUAGACCCUUCAAGGGACUCUUUGUUUCAACGAAUGCGAUUUUUGAUAACUCCACAGACUCGUGUGUGGAGAAAUCAGUCAGUGGGAAGCAGAUAUGUAACCUGGGAUGCCCAAAUCUCAAAUUCCAGAUGAGUAGCUGUUUGCAGUCUCCCCCCUCACAAAGUCCUGAUUCUGAUUUGAGGGCUUCAGGAAGGUCUGAGGCAGGACUGCGUGACACAGAGGCUUUCAGUGUGCACCACAGUGAUAGCUCCAAAGCAGGGUUUAGUCAACUUCUGCCCAGCACCUCUAUACACGAUAUACAUGGAAUUAGAAAUGAGAAUCGAAAACAACAGUUUGUCCAAGGAAGAGACAAUGUUCACAAAGAAAAUCCAUUUUUAGAUGUUAACUUUUACAAGGAAACUAAAUCACCAUUUCAUGAAAUUAAGAACAGAUGUAAAGCUGACAGUGUUAUGCCAUCAAAUAAAAGAGAAAAUAACAUUUCAUCAUCGGUACUAAAAAUAUCCAAAUCUCAAAACCAGCCCAGCUUGGAAAUUGCCAAACCUAGCUAUUUUAGAGAUAGCAGCACAAUAAGUGUCCCUCAGUUUCCAACGGACUUAAAUAGCAAAAUGUCCUCUGUCUAUUUAAAGGAAAUAGCGAAGAAAAAGAAUGACAAAAAAGAGGCAUAUGUUAGGGAUUUCACAAACAUUUACUGGUCCCAAAAUAGACCUGAUGUUAAGAAGCAAAAGUUACAGAAUGAUAAAAAAGUUGUAGAAGCGGAAAAUAUUUUUUCCGAAUGUUAUGAAAAUGACUACGCAUCACUCAGCAGCCAAAAUACUUGUAAGAGAAAAGACUUGAUCAGUUCAAACUACUGUAACUACCGUAGUAUCAAAUGUGAUGUAAGAGACUCUAGAAAGAAUUUCGCUAUACUAGAAAAUGCAAAUUGGGAGGAAGCAGAAUGUCUGGACAGUUACAUACCUACCAGGUUGGAAAAAUCUCAAAACUGGGACUGUAACGUUAGACAUAUUUUGAGAAGAAAUAGAGGAAAUUGUUGGAUUAUAAAUAAUUACAAGACUAAAUGUGAAAAUAUGAAAAAAACUGAAGAAAAAUGGAAUUGGCUAUUAUUAUCAGAAAUAGACCUUUUAAGCAAGGAAGAUUACCGCUGUACAAAAGUCAUGAAUGUACAUGAAGAACAAUCAAAGCUUCUCAUAAGAAAAAUAUUAGGUAGUCAAAUAGCUUUAAUAAUGACUGUUUGGCUAAAUGGUAAAGGAAAAAAUGAUAAUACUGUACAGUUGAGAUACAAUGCUACACAAAAAGUCUUUCACGUGAACAACCCUUUUGAAAGUUUCAUUGUAGAAAUUUUUUAUUUCCAUAAAAGUAUUUCAGGAAAUCAAAAAGAUAAUAGUAUUUUAACCUGCUAUAACAUUUUGAAGUGUAAAAAGGAAAUUGGUAAAAUUGGUAUUCAAAAUCUAAUAACCAGAAACAUGAAUACAAAUAUAAAGAAUGGACUUUUAAGCAUAUAUUUACAAGACAGUGUUUCAGAACCUUUAGAUAUUAUAUUGAAAACUAACAUAGCUUUUUUGCUUAAUAACUUUGACUCUUUAACAAGAAUUGAAAAUGAUUUUGAAUUAGAAGAGGAAUGCAUUUUCAAGUGGAUGCUUUAUUUGAAGUAUCCAAAAAAUAUUAUAAUGGAAAAUUAUACUGCAUAUCUAGCAAGGAUUUUAACUUCUUCAAGACUAUUAGAAGAUAAUAUGAAACCUAUGUUAAAGAAAAGGAAGUUAUUUAGAAUUGAACACGUUUUUGAAAAGUCUAAGAAAAAAUCCAUUAAUUCCUUCAGUACGACAACUCAAAAUACAAGUUUGUCAAUUUUUGAAUCAUAUGAAAAAAUUCCCCUUUUAAUGGACUUUGAUGACAUGGAAGAAAUUUCUUUAAUAAGAGAAAUUACUUGUCGGAAUAUGAGUUGUCCUCAACAACUCAUGAAUGUGGAAAAUUGGGCUCACUAUAGUUCUAGUACUAUUAAAACAUCUGUUAAGUCUUGUCCUCAAUUUAUACAGAACAACCAUGGAUAUAUGAAUGAAAAUUUUUAUGAAGUAAAUAUGCACGGACAAGAUUUAAAUAUGGAAAGAAAACAGGGACAUAAUAUCAGUAGCUUUAAUUGUGAGCACAUAUUUGAAGGUUUCUGCAAUGUUAGGCAACAGGCCAUACCAAGAAGCCACAACACAAUCCAUAAUGAAGAGACUCGUACCAUUUCUAUAACUCAAGUACUAAAUUUUUGUAACUUGUUAAGUGAAAUAGAAGAAAAAAAAUAUGACUUAAUUUUGAAAGAGGAAGUAAAAGUCACAGCUGAAAGUUUAACCAAUAGUUUCCAAAUUCACAAAGAUACUAAGAUAGAAAAGGAAGAGAAAGAUAGUUUUUUUCCAAUGGAUGAUAUGUUUUCUGUACAGUCAGUCUCAUUAAUAAGUAGGGAAGUAAAUGUGGAAGAAAAUAAAUACCUUAAUCAAAAUUAUGUAACAGAUAGAAAUGAAUAUGAGAGUAUUUUGCCAGAAAGGGAGAUAGCUAAUUCAAAGGAUCUUCGUAGAAAGAAUGACUCUGUAUUAUAUGUUAAUCAUCAGUUUGAAACUGGUCUGAGUGAAGGGAAUGAUGAAUGUUUUCAGGACUUAGCUGCUAAAUAUUUAUCAACAGAAGCUCUGACAAUAGUAAAAGAUUUUGAGAUGAAGAGAAAAUUUGAUUUAGUACUUGAAGAACUUCGUAUGUUUCAUGAAAUUAGUAAGGAAAAUGAAAUUCUAAGCACUGUGGAAACAAACAAUGGGCAAGAAAAUUACUUUGGAGAAAAUGAUGCUGAGGAGGUAAAAAUGGAGACAGAAAAAGAUUUGAAAAUGGUUGUAGUCAACAAAAUAAAUGCAUCUUCCUCGUUCUGUGAUACUACAGCAGGUCCUAAUACGUGUAAAAGUCACCAAAGUUUAUUUAAAUGGAAAACUGUACCCAAUAAUGGAGAACAGGAAGUUCCUAAUGAGAGUUGUUAUCCAAGUACAUCAGAGGAAGAAUUACUUUAUUCUACUUCUGAGGAAGAUUGUGAAACACCUUUACCUAAAAGACCUGCUUUUCUCCCUGAUGAAUGUAAAGAAGAAUUUAAAUAUUUAUUGAGAGGAGGUAGUCACUUCCCACAUGGCAUUUCAAGAGUACGACCUCUUAAGACAUGCAGUAGGCCAAUCAGGAUUGGUUUGUCAAGAAAAGCAAGGAUUAAACAACUUCAUCCUUAUCUGAAACAAAUGUGUUAUGGAAACUUAAAAGAAAAGUUUUGACUUUCAUAUUUCAAAAUAUUUUACAACAUCUAGAAAUGUUUUGUCUUCUUUGGAUAAAUGUUCUUCCAGCUUGGGGGCUUGGGGCUUGCUUUAUUAUAAAGUGAAGAAUAUUUUUUUUGAGUGUAUAAAUUAUUGUAUUACCUUUAAAAGUUAUAAAAUAUUUUAUGGAUUUUCAUGUCAUUGAAAAAUGUACACAUUAAAGCCAUUUCAUGAUUGGAUAAAACAUGUUGACUUAUUAGUUUUCAUGAUAUAUGCAUGUAAUCCUUUUGUGGAGAAAAUUGAUAGCCUUUAUUUUCUAAAAAGGAUCUGUGGCUCAUCAUGAACUACUGUUCUAAUCUACUUCCCCCAUUUUUCAGGUGAAAAAAUAGAGGUACAGAGGGGAUGAAUAAGCUUUUCAGUGUCACAGCAUUUGUAUUAAGAUUGGAAUAAAGACUCUCUCCUCUGUAACAUUCUUUCUCACUUUUUUCUGCGUUCACUUUCCAAUCUUUAUCUUUUCUUCCAGAGUCUAUCUUUGACCCCAGAGCAGAGUUAUGAUUAUGUAGUUAAUAAUAUUAAUUUGUUCAUUCAUGGAACAAAUAUACUGUAAUACUCCUACUAUUGUCUUUGGCUCAGUGAUAGAAUAAAGAAGACAUGUGUAAGACCUUG
Molecule: messenger RNA, 4192 nt
Organism: Macaca mulatta (Rhesus monkey)
Lineage: Eukaryota; Metazoa; Chordata; Mammalia; Primates; Cercopithecidae
Gene: RAD51AP2
Product: RAD51 associated protein 2
Cellular component (GO): protein-containing complex
Source: RefSeq, a predicted model, not a curated record